Molecule: messenger RNA, 627 nt
Organism: Prosopis cineraria
Lineage: Eukaryota; Viridiplantae; Streptophyta; Magnoliopsida; Fabales; Fabaceae
Product: agamous-like MADS-box protein AGL29
Exons: 1
Coding region: 1-627 (208 amino acids)
Biological process (GO): regulation of transcription by RNA polymerase II
Molecular function (GO): RNA polymerase II cis-regulatory region sequence-specific DNA binding; protein dimerization activity; DNA-binding transcription factor activity, RNA polymerase II-specific
Source: RefSeq, a predicted model, not a curated record
AUGGGUCGCCGGAAGAUCAAGAUGGAGAUGGUGAAGGACGCAGGGUCGAGGUUGGUGACGUUCUCAAAGCGUCGGAACGGGGUCUUCAAGAAAGCGAACGAGCUAGCGAUCCUGUGCGGCGCCGAACUCGCCAUUGUGGUGUUCUCGCCUGGUGGCAAACCCUUCUCCUUCGGCCAUCCUUCCGUCGAUGUGGUUACUCAGAGGUUUCUCCGGCACCUCGAAGAGGAAGACGACGAUGAGGAGGAGGCCAAAUAUCCGGCAGGUGGUAUGUCUUCCUCGAAGAAAGCUUCUCGAAAAGCGGAGAAACUGAACCAGAGGCUAAUGAAUCUGACGAAGCAGCUGGAGGAGGAGAAGAAGAAAGGCGAGAUGCUGGACAAGGCGAUCGAGGAGAAGAAGUUCAAGUGUGGCCUCGGGCCUGAAACCAGUCCUGAUGAUCUGAGCAAGCUCGAGCGAUUGAGGCAAACGCUGGAGAAACUCAGGGAUAACGUGAAGUUACGCAAGACAGAAAUGGAGGCUGCGUCGUCUUUGCUUCAACUUGCAGAGGAGUUACAGUUGGAGGAAGACGAUGAUGUUGCAGAAAGUGAUUCGCAUGACGGCAAGACCAGAAAUGGAAACUCAAAAAUUUAA